CGCGGCUCCACCCGCGAUCCUCCUCCUCCUGCUCCCGGACCUUCCCGCCGCUGUCCACACUCCCGCGGCUGCCAGGUGCUCCUGGAGCGCACAGCGCCAGACCCCCGGGAGCUAGGGGUCCCGCCGAUCGGUCGCGAAGCCACUGUCGCCAACGCUACUUCUGUCCCCGCCGCCUCAGAUCCCUUCAUGAGGCCGUGAGCUCGGAGGCCCAGCAUGCUGAUCAGGCUUUCCCCAGCGCUCGCCGUCCUGGGCGCAGCCCUACUCCUGUCUUCCAUUGAGGCAGAAGUUGAUCCACCUUCAGACUUGAAUUUUAAAAUAAUAGAUGAAAAUACUGUUCACAUGUCAUGGGCAAGACCAGUUGAUCCAAUUGUGGGUUAUCGAAUAACAGUGGAUCCUACAACAGAUGGGCCCACUAAGGAAUUUACCCUUGCAGCUAGUACCACUGAAACUUUAUUAUCAGACCUUAUACCUGAAAUAGAGUAUGUGGUGACAAUAACUUCGUAUGACGAAGUAGAAGAAAGUGUACCAGUUAUAGGCCAAUUAACAAUUCAAACAGGUGGUCCAACAAAGCCUGGGGAGAAAAAACCUGGAAAAACAGAGAUACAAAAAUGCUCUGUCGGUGCCUGGACUGACUUGGUUUUCCUCGUGGAUGGCUCCUGGAGUGUGGGAAGAAAUAAUUUCAAGUACAUUUUAGACUUCAUUGCUGCUCUUGUGUCUGCUUUUGACAUUGGGGAGGAGAAAACAAGGGUUGGAGUUGUUCAGUACAGUUCUGAUACCAGGACUGAAUUUAACUUAAAUCAGUACUAUCAAAGAGAUGAGCUUCUUGCUGCAAUUAAAAAAAUCCCAUACAAAGGUGGCAACACGAUGACAGGGGAUGCCAUUGAUUACUUGGUCAAAAACACUUUCACAGAGCCCGCUGGAGCAAGGGUUGGCUUUCCUAAAGUAGCAGUUACUGUUACGGAUGGCAAGUCUCAAGAUGAGGUGGAGAUUCCAGCACGAGAGCUUCGGAAUAUUGGAGUCGAAGUUUUCUCUUUGGGCAUUAAAGCUGCAGAUGCAAAAGAAUUAAAACAAAUUGCAUCCACACCUUCACUGAACCAUGUCUUCAACGUGGCCAACUUUGAUGCCAUUGUGGAUAUUCAGAAUGAGAUAAUUUCCCAGGUGUGCUCAGGUGUCGAUGAACAACUUGGUGAAUUGGUUAGUGGAGAAGAAGUUGUUGAGCCUCCUUCAAAUUUGGUUGCCACAGAAGUCUCAUCAAAAUAUGUUAAGCUAAGUUGGGAUCCAUCUCCUAGCCCAGUGACUGGCUAUAAAGUCCUCCUCACACCAAUGGCAACAGGAAGCCGACAGCAUGCUUUAAGUGUGGGGCCUCAGACGACCAUGCUCAAUGUUCGUGACCUCUCAGCAGACAUGGAAUACCAGAUCAGUGUUUAUGCCAUGAAGGGGCUGACAUCCAGUGAACCCAUUUCAAUAAUGGAGAAGACUCAACCAAUGAAAGUUCAAGUGGAAUGCUCACGUGGUGUGGAUAUAAAAGCUGACAUUGUGUUUCUGGUUGAUGGUUCCUAUAGCAUUGGGAUUGCAAACUUUGUUAAAGUUAGAGCCUUUUUGGAAGUUCUUGCAAAAAGCUUUGAGAUUUCACCAAACAGGGUACAGAUAAGCCUUGUUCAAUAUAGCAGGGAUCCUCAUACUGAGUUCACUUUGAAAGAAUUUAACAAAGUUGAAGAUAUAAUUAAAGCAAUAAACACUUUCCCCUACAGAGGAGGAUCUACGAACACUGGCAAAGCAAUGACUUACGUUAGAGAGAAAAUAUUUGUGCCUAACAAGGGUUCAAGAAGCAAUGUACCAAAGGUCAUGAUUCUUAUCACUGAUGGCAAAUCAUCGGAUGCUUUUAGAGAUCCUGCCAUAAAACUAAGGAAUUCAGAUGUUGAAAUCUUUGCAGUUGGUGUGAAAGAUGCUGUUCGCUCAGAAUUGGAAGCCAUUGCCUCUCCUCCUGCUGAGACCCAUGUGUUCACUGUGGAAGAUUUUGAUGCUUUUCAGAGGAUAUCUUUUGAACUUACACAAUCGAUUUGUCUUAGAAUUGAGCAAGAAUUGGCAGCUAUAAAGAAGAAAGCUUAUGUGCCUCCAAAAGAUCUUAGUUUUUCUGAAGUGACUUCUUAUAGUUUCAAAACCAACUGGUCACCUGCUGGAGAAAAUGUUUUUUCAUAUCACAUCUCAUACAAGGAAGCUACUGGGGAUGAUGAGGUUACAGUGGUGGAGCCAGCUUCAAGCACCAGUGUCAUUCUCAACAACCUGAAGCCAGAGACCCAGUACUUGGUCAAUGUGACUGCAGAGUAUGAAGAUGGCUUCAGCAUUCCCCUAGCUGGAGAGGAGACCACGGAUGAAAUUAAAGGAGCACCUCGAAACCUAAAAGUGACAGAUGAGACUACAGAUAGUUUUAAAAUUACCUGGAAUCAAGCUCCAGGGAGAGUUUUAAGAUAUCGGAUUAAAUAUAGACCAGUUACUGGUGGAGAAAGCAAGGAAGUUACCACCCCAGCCAAUCAAAGGAGGAGAACGCUGGAGAACUUGAUACCAGACACAAAAUAUGAAGUAUCUGUAAUUCCUGAAUAUUUCUCUGGACCUGGCUCUCCAUUGACUGGAAAUGCAGCUACUGAAGAAGUUAGAGGGAAUCCAAGAGACUUAAGAGUCUCUGACGCCACAACAUCAACUCUCAAAUUAUCUUGGAGUGGGGCACCAGGAACAGUGAAACAGUAUCUCGUCACCUACACCCCAGCAACAGGAGGUGAAACUCAAGAGGUCACUGUGAGGGGAGACACUACGAACACCGUGUUGAGCAGAUUGAAGGAAGGGACACGGUAUGCCUUAUCUGUGACAGCCUUGUAUGCAUCUGGUGCUGGAGAUGCCCUUUUUGGAGAAGGAACAACACUUGAAGAACUUGGCUCACCUCAAGACUUAGUUAUUAAGGAUAUCACUGACACGUCAGUUGGCGCUUAUUGGAUAUCUGCUCCAGGAAUGGUUCGUGGAUACAGGGUCUCAUGGAAAUCGCUUUAUGAUGAUGUUGAGGCUGGGGAGAAAAAUCUUCCUGGAGAUGCAAUUUACACUGUAAUAGAAAAUCUGCAGCCAGAGACCAAAUACAAAAUUUCCGUUUUUGCAACUUACAGCAGUGGAGAAGGAGAACCGUUGACUGGAGAUGCCACGACUGAAUUAUCCCAAGAUUCCAAAACCUUAAAAGUGGAUGAAGAAACAGAACAUACGAUGAGAGUUACAUGGAAACCAGCACCAGGAAGAGUUGUCAACUAUCGUGUUAUAUAUCGCCCCCAGGGGGGAGGGAGACAAAUGGUUGCUAAAGUGCCACCCGCAGUCACCUCAACAGUGUUAAAGCGACUUCAACCCCAAACUACAUAUGACAUCACGGUUCUCCCAAUGUAUAAGACAGGAGAAGGAAAAGUUAGGCAAGGAUCGGGGACAACAGCUUCUCGAUUUAAGUCACCCAGAAACCUCAAAACAUCUGACCCAACUAUGUCAAGUUUCCGAGUGACUUGGGAGCCUGCCCCUGGAGAAGUGAAGGGCUACAAAGUCACAUUCCACCCCACGGGGGAUGACAGAAGACUAGGAGAGUUAGUUGUUGGACCAUAUGACAACACAGUUGUUUUGGAGGAACUUAGGGCAGGUACCACCUAUAAAGUAAAUGUUUUUGGAAUGUUUGAUGGAGGAGAAAGUUCACCACUUGUUGGACAAGAAAUGACAACCCUUUCUGACACAACUGUAAUGCCAAUUUUAUCCUCUGGGAUGGAGUGUCUCACCAGAGCUGAAGCAGACAUUGUGUUGCUGGUGGACGGAUCAUGGAGCAUCGGCCGAGCAAAUUUUAGAACCGUGAGAAGUUUCAUUUCUCGUAUUGUGGAAGUCUUUGAGAUUGGUCCCAAAAGAGUGCAAAUUGCCCUUGCUCAGUACAGUGGAGACCCCAGAACAGAGUGGCACCUAAAUGCUCACAAAGACAAGAAGAGCUUGCUGCAAGCAGUGGCAAACUUGCCCUACAAAGGGGGCAAUACCCUCACAGGCAUGGCUUUGAACUUCAUUCGCCAGCAGAGCUUCAAGACCCAAGCUGGCAUGAGACCUCGUGCUCGGAAAAUUGGUGUUCUUAUUACCGAUGGAAAAUCACAGGAUGAUGUGGAGGCUCCGUCCCAGAAACUCAAAGAUGAAGGAGUUGAGCUGUUUGCUAUUGGUAUUAAAAAUGCCGAUGAAGUUGAGUUAAAGAUGAUCGCAACUGAUCCUGAUGAUACCCAUGCAUACAAUGUGGCAGAUUUCGAGUCACUCUCCAAGAUUGUGGAUGACCUCACCAUUAACUUGUGCAACAGUGUCAAAGGUCCUGGUGACUUGGAAGCACCUUCUAACUUAGUUAUUUCUGAGAGAACUCAUCGGUCUUUCAGAGUGAGCUGGACCCCUCCUUCUGACAGUGUGGAUAGAUAUAAGGUGGAAUACUAUCCCGUUUCUGGAGGAAAACGCCAAGAAUUUUAUGUGAGUCGGCUAGAAACUAGCACAGUACUGAAAGACUUGAAGCCUGAAACUGAGUAUGUUGUUAAUGUGUAUUCCGUGGUGGAAGAUGAAUAUAGUGAGCCUCUGAAGGGCACAGAAAAAACCUUGCCAGUCCCUGUAGUGAGUCUGAAUAUUUAUGAUGUUGGUCCAACUAACAUGCAUGUGCAGUGGCAGCCUGUGGGAGGAGCUACUGGCUACACCUUGUCACACCAACCUGUUAAGACCACAGAACCCACCAAACCCAAAGAGAUGCGUGUGGGGCCGACAGUGACUGAUGUGCAGCUGACUGACCUCCUUCCCAACACUGAGUAUGAGGUCACCAUCCAGGCUGUUUUGCAUGACCUCACUAGCGAACCUGCCACUGCUCGGGAAGUUACCUUGCCUUUACCCAAACCUCAGGAUGUGAAACUCAGAGAUGUGACUCACAGCACUAUGAAUGUCAUUUGGGAACCUGUGCUUGGAAAAGUGCGCAAAUAUAUUGUUCGAUACAAAACACCAGAAGAGGAUUUCAAAGAGGUAGAGGCGGACAGAUCACGGACCAGCACCUCCCUCAAAGACCUCUUCUCUCAAACCCAGUACACAGUCAGUGUUUCUGCAGUAUAUGAUGAGGGGGAGUCUCCCCCAGUGACUGCUCAAGAGAUGACCCGAUCUGUUCCAGCCCCAACAAACCUAAGGCUGUCUGAAGUAACACCAGAGAGCUUCAGAGGAACCUGGGAUCACGGGGCUUCAGAUGUGUCUCUUUACAGAAUAACUUGGGCACCUGUUGGAAGCUCGGAUAAAAUGGAGACCAUCUUAAAUGGAGAUGAAAAUACCUUGGUGUUUGAAAACCUGCAUCCCAACACUCUCUACGAAGUUUCCAUUACUGCCAUCUAUCCUGAUGAAUCAGAAAGCGAUGAUCUGACUGGCAGCGAACGCACAUUGCGUUUGAUACCCUUAACAACACAAGCUCCAAAAAGUGGCCCACGAAACCUUCAGGUGUACAAUGCAACAUCUAACAGCUUGACUGUUAAGUGGGAUCCUGCUAGUGGUCGUGUGCAGAAAUACAGACUCACUUACCAGCCUUCAACAGGAGAGGGAAAUGAACAAACGACCACAAUAGGAGGACGGCAGAACAGUGUGGUCCUGCAGAAACUGAAGCCCGACACUCCUUACACGAUCACUGUGUCCUCCCUGUAUCCUGAUGGAGAAGGGGGUCGGAUGGCUGGAAGAGGCAAGACCAAACCUCUCAAUACCGUGAGGAACCUGCGAGUAUAUGACCCUUCUACCGGCACUCUGAGCGUUCGCUGGGACCAUGCAGAGGGAAAUCCUCGCCAGUACAAGCUCUUCUAUGCACCAACAGCAGGAGGCCCAGAGGAACUGGUACCAAUCCCUGGCAAUACCAAUUAUGCCAUUCUUAGGAAUCUGCAGCCGGAUACCCCAUACACUGUGACAGUAGUUCCUGUUUACACUGAAGGUGACGGGGGACGCACAUCAGAUACUGGAAGGACAUUGGUGAGAGGACUGGCAAGAAAUGUCCAAGUGUAUAAUCCUACGCCCAACACCCUUGAUGUUCGUUGACCCGCUCCUGGGCCUGUGCAACAGUACCGUAUCGUGUAUUCUCCUGUUGCUGGCACAAGACCCUCGGAAUCUAUUGUGGUGCCAGGAAACACUCACAUGGUGCAUCUGGAGCGGCUGAUUCCUGACACACCCUACUCUGUGAACAUUGUGGCUCUCUACUCAGAUGGAGAGGGGAAUCCCAGCCCCGGCCAAGGCCGAACACUUCCACGAAGUGGACCAAGGAAUCUGAGAGUCUUUGGGGAGACAACCAAUAGCCUGUCUGUAGGCUGGGAUCAUGCUGAUGGACCAGUUCAGCAGUACAGGAUCAUUUAUUCUCCCACCGUUGGUGAUCCAAUUGAUGAAUAUACCACAGUUCCAGGCAGAAGAAAUAAUGUAAUACUGCAGCCCCUGCAAUCUGAUACUCCAUAUAAAAUUACUGUUAUUGCUGUUUAUGAAGAUGGAGAUGGUGGCCAUCUAACUGGAAAUGGAAGAACUGUGGGACUUCUUCCGCCUCAGAACAUACACAUCUCUGAUGAGUGGUAUACAAGGUUCAGAGUGUCUUGGGAUCCUUCGCCCUCUCCAGUUCUUGGAUAUAAAAUUGUGUAUAAGCCAGUAGGUUCCAAUGAACCCAUGGAAGCCUUUGUUGGAGAAGUGACAUCAUACACUUUGCACAGUCUCAAUCCCAGCACUACCUAUGACGUGAGUGUUUAUGCUCAGUAUGAUUCUGGACUCAGCCUUCCUCUCACAGAUCAAGGCACUACAUUGUAUUUAAAUGUGACAGAUCUGAAAACUUACCAAGUUGGGUGGGAUACAUUCUGUGUCAAAUGGUCACCUCACCGGGCAGCGACCUCCUACAGGCUAAAACUGAGUCCUGCAGAUGGAACUAGAGGACAAGAAAUUACAGUGCGUGGAUCAGAAACUAGCCACUGCUUCACUGGCCUCUCACCAGAGGCUGAAUAUAGUGCUACUGUUUUUGUGCAGACACCAAAUCUUGAGGGGCCAGGUGUUCCCAUCAAAGAACAUACCACUGUAAAGCCAACGGAAGCUCCUACAGAGCCACCUACACCCUCUCCUCCUCCCACUAUUCCUCCAGCCCGUGAUGUAUGCAAAGGGGCCAAGGCUGAUAUUGUGUUCUUGACGGAUGCCUCUUGGAGUAUUGGGGAUGAUAAUUUUAACAAAGUUGUAAAAUUCAUUUUCAAUACUGUGGGGGCCUUUGAUGAAAUCAGUCCUGCUGGGAUUCAGGUUUCAUUUGUGCAGUACAGUGAUGAGGUCAAGUCUGAGUUCAAGCUGAACACAUACAAUGACAAGGCCUUGGCUCUUGGGGCCCUUCAGAACAUUAGGUACAGAGGAGGAAACACAAGAACAGGCAAGGCCCUCACAUUUAUCAAGGAGAAGGUCUUGACCUGGGAGAGCGGCAUGAGGAAGAAUGUCCCCAAGGUGUUAGUUGUGGUCACCGAUGGUCGGUCACAGGAUGAGGUCAAGAAGGCAGCUUUCAUCAUACAGCAGUCAGGGUUCAGUGUCUUUGUAGUUGGUGUGGCUGAUGUGGACUACAGCGAACUUGCUAACAUUGCCAGCAAGCCAAGUGAACGGCAUGUGUUCAUUGUGGAUGACUUUGAAUCCUUUGAGAAGAUAGAGGAUAACCUCAUUACAUUUGUUUGUGAAACUGCCACCUCAAGUUGCCCUCUCAUUUAUUUGGAUGGCUACACCUCACCAGGUUUUAAGAUGCUUGAAGCAUACAACCUGACAGAAAAGAAUUUUGCUUCUGUACAAGGAGUCUCUCUGGAGUCAGGGUCUUUCCCCAGCAUCUCAGCUUACAGGCUUCAGAAGAAUGCCUUUAUCAGUCAGCCUACUGUAGAACUACAUCCAAAUGGACUCCCUCCUUCAUAUACAAUUAUAUUAUUGUUCAGACUUCUCCCAGAAACUCCCAAUGAUCCUUUUGCCAUUUGGCAAAUUACAGACAGAGACUAUAAACCACAAGUUGGAGUAAUUGCAGAUCCUUCUAGCAAGACGUUAUCAUUCUUUAAUAAGGACACAAGAGGUGAAGUACAAACAGUUAUGUUUGACACAGAUGAAGUAAAGACACUAUUUUAUGGAAGUUUUCAUAAGGUUCAUAUUGUAGUCACUCCAAAAAGUGUUAAGAUUUACAUUGACUGCUAUGAAAUUAUAGAAAAAGAUAUCAAGGAAGCUGGAAACAUCACAACUGAUGGUUAUGAAAUUCUUGGAAAACUACUUAAAGGGGAAAGGAAAUCAGCCACAUUUCAAAUCCAGAGUUUUGACAUUGUCUGCAGCCCAGUAUGGACCAGUAGAGACAGAUGCUGUGAUAUUCCCUCUAGGAGAGAUGAAGCAAAAUGCCCUGCUCUUCCAAAUGCUUGUACAUGUACACAGGACAGCGUUGGACCUCCAGGUCCUCCAGGCCCUGCGGGAGGACCUGGUGCUAAAGGCCCCAGAGGUGAAAGAGGUAUCAAUGGAGCAAUUGGACCUCCUGGUCCUCGUGGAGAUACUGGUCCUCCAGGCCCCCAGGGUCCUCCAGGUCCCCAGGGACCCAAUGGACUCUCUAUUCCAGGAGAACAAGGUCGCCAGGGUAUGAAAGGUGAUGCUGGAGAACCAGGACUUCCAGGUCGAACAGGAACGCCAGGAUUACCUGGCCCACCAGGACCAAUGGGACCUCCUGGAGAUAGAGGCUUCACUGGAAAAGAUGGUGCAAUGGGACCCAGGGGCCCACCUGGACCACCGGGAAGCCCAGGCUCUCCGGGAGUCACAGGGCCAAGUGGGAAACCAGGAAAACCUGGAGACCAUGGCAGACCAGGUCAGUCUGGGUUAAAAGGAGAAAAAGGUGAUAGGGGAGACACUGCUUCUCAGAACAUGAUGCGAGCAGUUGCGAGACAAGUCUGUGAACAGCUGAUAAGUGGUCAGAUGAGCAGAUUCAAUCAGAUGCUGAAUCAGAUUCCAAAUGAUUACCACUCUAGUCGCAACCAGCCUGGCCCACCUGGUCCUCCAGGGCCCCCUGGCAGUGCUGGAGCCAGAGGGGAACCGGGACCUGGGGGGCGACCAGGCUUCCCUGGCACACCUGGGAUGCAGGGACCUCCUGGCGAACGAGGUUUGCCUGGAGAGAAGGGUGAAAGAGGUAUUGGAUCUCCAGGACCCCGAGGACUGCCUGGCCCCCCAGGUCCACAAGGAGAAUCCAGAACAGGUCCACCAGGGUCCACAGGUUCAAGAGGUCCUCCUGGUCCCCCUGGCCGUCCUGGAAAUUCGGGUAUCCGAGGACCUCCAGGUCCUCCUGGAUACUGUGAUUCAUCCCAGUGUGCCAGCAUCCCAUACAACGGGCAAGGCUAUCCAGGUUCCGGCUAACAAAUUUUCUAAGUCGCCAGUGCUGCUUACAGUUUGAAUACAUGAAAAUCCUGUUUCUGAGAUGUAUGCGCACGUGCUUUUUAGAAAAUGAGUCUGUAUGGAAAUCUCACCACAGAUAUGGUUAACGAACUGGGUCGACAUCAUAAAGGAGGGUGGAGACUCUUUAUUACUAACUUGAAUGAUACAAAAGCAGUGGUGUCAGCCUGAUGCAUUUCAGUAAUAACAUAGAAGAAUCUUUUUUAAAAAAAGUUCAAACGGCCAUGAGGAGCUGCAGUUGUGAAAGAGAUGCAUUAUAAACCUACUAACCAGCAGAAAUCAUGCCAUUCUAAGAAAAAAAAUUAACCUGGUUAAAGAGAAAUGUCUUAUGUAAAUAAUAAACUAAUUGUGGCUUGUAAGUGUUUUGUAUGUGAUCCUGUCCACUAAAAUUUUCUUAACAAUUCUACAGUUAGCUUCGCAUCAGAGCCUGCUGGCUGCUUGCUCUCUGCUGUAAUAACACCGAACGGACUCUCUUGCUUGUGAGCAGUGUGUCUGAUUCAGGGCAUGUGACGUCUUAUUUCUUCUGAACAUGUGUCUCAUUUGGGUUUUGUAACUGCAAUUUUCAAACCAAAGUUUAAAAUCACUUUUUUUUUCCUGUUUUGCUGUAGUGUUUGAUGUUCCUCACCCACUAGCUGUAACUCAGUCUGUGGGGGGGGGGGACAGUUGGUCACAGGAAAUGUCAUGUACUGUAUACUACCUGGUGAUAGUGGCUUUUCACCUCCAGAAUUCAGUUUCUAGGAGCCAAUAAAAUUUCUCCUCACCUCCUCACCUUUCCAAGUUGUUCUUUGAGUUGAGGAGUUUGAAGUCAUGAACAGUGAUUUGAGGAUUUGCGAAAAUCCCAGCUUGGUAUUGUGUUUACAAUUCCUUUGCCCAGUUUUUGAUCCUUCCCAGGUAUUAGUGCAAUGAUUGUAUUUACUGCUGGACCUUUGGAGGUUUUCAUUUCUUUUUAAAGUGCCAUUUCAUUAUUUGAUCACCAAAUUCUCUCUGCAAAUGGAAAUAAUCAGGACACUAAUUUAACUAUUUAUGGUUAUGAGAUUAAGACUGGAGUGCUGUCACCUCUUGGUGAUGAUUUAGCUUUUGCUGUGCGUGUGCCUUCCAAAUCAUGCCAUAACUGUAAUGUUGAAUCGGACAGAGCCCUUCGUGCCCGAGGGCGGGGCCUUCCUGCCUGAGCGCGAGCCCUUCAUCGUGCCUGUGGAGCCCGAGAGGACCCCCGAAUACGAGGACUACGGCGCCGACGACCCCGCGGACCCCGCCGAGGAGCAGCCACAUCCCCACCGUUGGCGGCGCGCGCUGCGCCUGCACCGCGGCCCCGCGCAGCGAACCUGAACCUGAGACCUGAGACCACGCGCCCUGCUGCCAGGCUGGGGGGAGGUGCUGGGAUUUUCUUUUACAGGUCAGAUCGAGCGGGGUACGACUUUGCUGUGAUGUUUUCUCCAGCGUUGCUUCAUCCAGGAGUACCCUUUCUGACUGUAGAGAACCUUGUUUCUGCAGGAAGCCUAGCUCGCCACACGCAGUCUGUAAAAGUCUAUACCUUUGUCUUGCAAAUGCUCGCAGAAUACUUUGUUCACAAAAGCUGCAAGGAGAGAACGCACCCUGUGCGGGCAGCCUAGGUGAAACUCUUAGGUUAAGCAGCAAAUCCUGGAACCCAGGGCUACUGCGUAUUUCGAGGGGGCAGUUUAUCUUUUCUAGUACUUUUCUGCAAUCCAUUACACCACGAUUCAAGUUAUUCCUUUCUUUAUCAAAAAGGAGGGAAACCUCAACUCCACUGCAAUCUCUGAUCUCCCUUUUCUAUCCUCCGUUGCACGUUAGGGCUUAGAUGCUCUUACACAUCUCCUUUAACAACCACAGACCUUAAGCCAUGUAGCUGAAGUUAUGUAUCAGCCGGAUACAGUUCCAUAUUGCCUGAAACCUCCUUGUUUGUAGACACACUAACAUUUAUGCCAAAUUGCAGAUUAUUCUGCAGAGAUGGAAUUGCAUGUUUGUGUUGUAUAUUUAGUAUGAACUUUUUUUUUUGCCAGAACAUGUUUCUUAGUUAUCAAAAGCAGUUGGAAAAUGUUUGCAAGACUAUGAACAUAGAAUUGCUGCUUUUAUAUUUUAACUGCAAAUUGUGAAUUUCACUGCCUUAUAUUAUUUAUUUCUGAAACAAAAGAGGCAUUUUUCAAUAAAACUACUGAAAAUUUGA
Molecule: messenger RNA, 11626 nt
Organism: Castor canadensis (American beaver)
Lineage: Eukaryota; Metazoa; Chordata; Mammalia; Rodentia; Castoridae
Gene: Col12a1
Product: collagen type XII alpha 1 chain
Biological process (GO): cell-matrix adhesion; cell-substrate junction assembly; nervous system development
Molecular function (GO): proteoglycan binding; extracellular matrix structural constituent; integrin binding
Source: RefSeq, a predicted model, not a curated record